Cuculus canorus (common cuckoo) is the source of this 6551-nucleotide messenger RNA. RefSeq names its product nuclear receptor subfamily 6 group A member 1 (gene NR6A1). Gene Ontology annotation, biological process: regulation of DNA-templated transcription. Gene Ontology annotation, molecular function: DNA-binding transcription factor activity; sequence-specific DNA binding; zinc ion binding. The coding region runs from base 119 to 1537 and encodes 472 amino acids. Lineage: Eukaryota; Metazoa; Chordata; Aves; Cuculiformes; Cuculidae. The transcript is spliced from 10 exons. The record is from RefSeq and is a predicted model, not a curated record.
CGAUCGCGGCGCCCGCAGCGGCGGCUCCCGGCUGUCAGCAGCGCCCGGAGCGGCCAUGGGGCAGCGCGGCCGCCGGGGCCCCUGAGUCCCGCCGCGCCCCGGCCCCGGCGCCGCCGCCAUGGAGCUGGAGCCGCCCGCCGAGCUCCCGGAGCCCCGCGCCGCCGCCAAGGGACCGCCCCGCAACGCUGCAGAUGUGGAGCAGAUGAGUUCCUCUUCUCCUGUCCUUCCUAUGAACUCCAUGGGCAAUGAGCGGGUAGAUCAGCGAACCUGCCUGAUCUGCGGGGACAGAGCGACGGGGCUGCACUAUGGGAUCAUCUCCUGCGAGGGCUGCAAGGGGUUCUUCAAGAGGAGCAUCUGCAACAAGCGGGUUUACAGAUGCAGUCGCGACAAGAACUGCGUCAUGUCGCGCAAGCAGCGCAACAGAUGCCAGUACUGCCGGCUGCUCAAAUGCCUCCAGAUGGGGAUGAACCGGAAAGCAAUCAGAGAGGAUGGCAUGCCAGGAGGCAGGAACAAAAGCAUCGGGCCUGUCCAGAUAUCAGAGGAAGAGAUCGAGAGAAUUAUGUCUGGGCAAGAAUUCGAGGGAGAGGCAAACAUGUCAUGGAGCAACAACGGAGACAGUGACCAUAGUUCCCCUGGAAAUGGAGUUUCUGAGAGCAACCAGCCUUCACCCGUUUCUACUCCGUCUUCAAGUAGGUCCGUGGAGCUGAAUGGAUUCGCUGCACUCAGGGAUCAGUAUAUCGGGACACCGGUGUCCACGCACUAUCAGUACCUCCCGCACCUUUUUAGCUAUUCUGCUCACUCGGCUCUGAUGCCCCCCCAGACGCGCAGCCUGGACCCCCAGUCACACAGUCUCAUUAAUCAGUUGGUGUCGGCGGAGGACCUGGAGCCGCUCGGCACACCGAUGCUCAUUGAGGACGGGUAUAAAGUGACUCAGGCUGAGCUGUUUGCAUUGCUGUGUCGUCUGGCGGAUGAGUUGCUUUUUAGGCAGAUUGCUUGGAUCAAGAAGCUGCCAUUCUUCUGUGAACUCUCCAUCAAGGACUAUACCUGCCUGCUCAGCUCGACGUGGCAGGAGCUGAUCCUGCUCUCCUCACUGACGGUUUACAGCAAGCAGAUCUUCGGUGACCUUGCAGACGUCACCUCCAAGUACUCUCCCUCUGACGAUGAGCUGCACAGAUUCAGUGAAGAGGGGAUGGAGGUGAUGGAGCGGUUGAUCUACCUCUUUCGUAAAUUUAACCAGUUGAAGGUCAGCAACGAGGAGUACGCUUGUAUGAAAGCCAUUAACUUCCUAAAUCAAGACAUCAGGGGUCUGACUAACGCAUCCCAACUGGAGCAGCUGAAUAAGCGAUAUUGGUACGUCUGCCAGGACUUCACCGAGUACAAAUACCCACACCAGCCAAACCGUUUUCCGGAUCUAAUGAUGUGUUUGCCAGAGAUACGAUACAUUGCAGGAAAAAUGGUGAAUGUCCCCCUGGAGCAGCUGCCUCUCCUUUUUAAGGCCGUUCUACAUUCCUGCAAGACGAGCGUGAGCAAAGAGUGAGCCCAGCUCGCCCGGCCAGUGCCUUACGCUGCGCGUCCGGCAGGGAGCUGGCUUACCCCGGGAGAGGGGCAAACGCGAUCCAGGCAGGAGAUGGGGUGGCGGGCGUCCCUGCCAUUGUAGCAAGAAUCUUUCUUUGUUUUUGUUUUUUUACUCUUUUUCCUAUAUAUUUAUUUCACGACAGAGUUGAAUGUAUGAUCUUCAACACAAUGCACAUGGUUCUAUACGAAUGCAGCAGAUGCAUUCCUCAGCGGUUUACAGAAUGUGAAGAUGUUUAAUGUUACAGUGUUUGUUAGGGUUAGUUCUUUGUAUUUGGGGCUGGGGACCGAGAUGACUAAGACUACCUCAAGGAGAAGAUGCUGGUCGCGCACUGCUCUUUCCAUGAUUUGUAUCCAGAAGCAUUUGUCGUACAGAGCAAACGGCCUCACUGCAUCAAUGGAGCUGUUAGGAUCCCAAAUGGACGAUUUUGGAGAAGUGGGUGUUAGAGAAGUGCCAAGCUUUUUAUUUUUACAUAUAAUAGUACUUUUGGAAAGGCAGGGAGUGGAGAAGGAGGAGAGGUCUUUCUAGCCAGUUGUUUGGGUUUUUUUCCCCUGGCAGUUUUUGGCUGUGGGAGGUAGCUCCUGUGGCUUCCCUGAAUCCUGCCUCAGAGGGAUCAUGGUGCUCCCGAGGUGCGAGGGCUCGCUGCCCCUUCCCCUUCUGGGAGCUGAGCUGCUGGAGUGGGCUCUGCCCAGCCCAGCCGGAGCAGCAGGUGCCUCCAUGGCUGCACGCCUUUCUGUUCCUGUGGAACUGGGUCGCUGCAGCUCCUCGCAGGCUCCUGGUGCUCCACAAAGAUACUGUUGUUGCUAGAGGACAUGCAAGUCACUUCUCAUCACUUCCUUAACAUCCAUUUUAGGUUCCCCAAAGCAGGAAAAUCCCACGUAGAGAAGAGGCAGGAUUGCCCCUCUUAACGUGUUCCUCCAAGGUGGUGUCUGGCCACGGAGGAGCUUCUACGUUGCAGCAAUCCCGAGCUGUCCAUUUCUGAGAGCAGUUCAUGUACCCUGUGGUUAAACACAACCUCUGUAAAGGUGAUAAGGGACUCCAGUGUCCUCUGGCAUGGCUUUCUCUGCUGGACUCAGGGAAUGCAUGACCCAUAGUUGUAUCCUGCCAGGACUGUGGAAUCCCUUCUUAUCAGGAAAAAAUGAUAUUAACGCAGUACUUGUUAAACUGUUUUGUCCUAGGUAUUGCAAAGGCUCAGAUUUUCCAUCUCACAGCCUCCACACCCCACCGCUGCACGGAGAGCCGGUUUAGUGGCAGCUGGUUAGCUGUUGGAGGAAUUGCUAAGUAUUGGCAUUUAUCUAAAGUUGGGUGUUCUCACGGGUAACCUCUUGGCUUCCUGCUUGUGGUGGUGGUGGGGUGGUUGGACGAGAUGCUCCCGUUCUCAACUCCUUCACUAAGAAUUAAUUUUGAAGGACUCUCCUAGGCAGCCACUCUGCUGGCUGGAUUUCCUUCCUUGUGUCCUUAGAUAUGAAUCUGGGAUUUCUGUAGCAAGAGGGGUCAUCAACAAAGCUUUCAAUGCUGUUUUAAAAGUAGGUUGGGAAACACCUUCCUUUCCCUCAGGACAGGGGACCCUGCUGCCACCUUUCUGUCUUGUCCUGAUAAUAGCUGUGUGGCACCAAGCGAGCGCUGCUGGGAGGAGCUGAGGCUGCUGUGAGUUCAGAAUGAAUGUGAUGGUGAACAGGAGGAAAAUCUCAUUCACUCAAGUUGUCUUUCCUUUCCCUGCACCCAGCGGGUGCUCCCUCAGGUGUGGCCCAAGAGGCGCUGUGGCCGCUGGCUUGGCACAUCUCUCGGUUCGGCAGCAGCGGGGCUGUGUUCCAGCCUCUCCUCGGGUCCCACUGCUGGCUGAGCACGGACCCAUGGCAGCAUUGCUGCCUUUGCAGUCCCACUUGGGCACCUUCCAGCUCGACAGGUUUCCUUCUCUGUCAGUCCACUAACUGCUCCUCUGUCAUUGUUUAACUAGGACGUUACGGGUAGCGGCUGCUGGGCCCAGCAGCGGUUCAGCUCGAUAGAGCUUCACCAUCCAAAGGUGGUUCCGUAAAUCUCGUUUACUUUCUGAUUGUAAAAUGAGACAAGCACGUAUUUCUCAGGAAAGCCUUCUGCAUACAGCCUAUACCUCACUUGUAAAUGGGAAGAUUUUAGUGUAUCUGUGUAAGUUAGAAAGUAUUUCUCAGCUUUUAAGUUUAAUUUCCAAAUAGCUCGAUGUGAUCUUUUUAUUACGGGUUAUCUUCUGGCUUGCUGUUUUAUACACUCGAGGAACUGUUAAAAUUGCAUAGGAGUAAUUUUAUUCUACAGUUACUGAAUUAUUAUAAUCUGUUGAUGAAUAAGAGUUUGUUUUAAUUAGUGUACAUAAAAGUGGUCAUCUUAUUGCCAAAUACCCAACGGAAAUAAUCUAUUAGAUAUUCUGUGUUUAUCCAAAAUAGACUCUCAAGACUAAUGCUGUACCAGCCACAGCCACAAACCUGAAUUCAUUUAUGGUGAUGAAUGUUCUGUGUUCUGUUGUAUAAAGCAACUUUUACACCGGUGGAUUGGCAGCAGUAGCCGUUAGCAAACAACCUGUUUGCUGUAGGGAGUAGAAAAGCUUUACUAAGCUGACAAGUAAGGAAGAAGCUGACACACCGAACCAGAAUCUGGCUCACAGGACAGUCAUUCUUAAUAUCUUCUGCACCAAGUCCUCUAAUGACUUGUAUUUUUUAAACAGGGUAAAGUGAAUGUGUUGCAUUGCAAACUCAGGUAUUAUGAGAAGGUAGGAACGUAGCUAGAGAUGUAGAGACGCUAGGUCAGUCACUAGAUGUAUUUGUGAACUUGGUUUGAAGGACACCCUGGAAAGGUUGGAAUUUUUGUUCCAUUCUUCACGUAACAUUCGGUUUACAGGGACUCAUAUUUUAUUUGUGCUUAAUGUUAGUAGGGGGAAGUUCAUUAUCUUUGGUAUCUAUCUGCUCUUGCUUAUCUGACCUUCUGUCAUAGAGGAAUCAAUCAACAAUAAUAGUCUUUGGUAGAAUUUUCUGCCAUGACAAGUCAAUUUUUAUCCCCGAUUUGAAAGAUAAAUUGGCUGGCUGACCCCCUCCUCUCCCUCAUGGCAUUUGUGCAGAUGGAAAGCUGAAGAGUUACUUUUAAUCCGAGCAGAGAUUUGGAACAUAAAUUUGCAGUGCUCAGGCUCAUGUAUUCAGAGGGACUCUGCCGAGCUCUCCUGGUCGCGCUCUCGCGGCUCGAGGCUCAUCGCCCGGUGCAGAGAAUGGAGCAGAAGUUGCUGCUGGCAGCUGACGGGGCCGAGUCCCGGCUCGAGCAGUGAGAGUCCAGACCGGAACAAAAGCUUUGUGAGAGCGUCUGGUGUUUCUUCCCGUGCCCACCUUUGGGUCAGGCCUCUGAUCUGCGAGCUGAGCCUCGACUGUCUCCAUGGCGGGUCUGUGUCCUCGGCCUGCCUGGCCCCUCGAGGGGGACGGGGGGACAGAGGGACGACCGGGAUGCUCAGAGAUGCCAGAUUCCUCGAGCAGAUGGGCUCUGGGCGUGCAAAGCGGGUGCAACAGGAGCUGACUCCCCAGCCGUUUUGCCUACGCGUUAGCUGCUUUCCAAUUGUGAGUAGUGCCCGUGGUGGUCAUCUUUCUCGUGUCCUGCCUGCCAGCCCGCGGAGGCGCUGCUCGCUUUGGGUCACCGGGGUGCAGCUCUGGAUUUUCCUGUAGGUCUUAAAUCUAUAGAUUUUGCUGUCUCCCAUCAGGCAAAGACAAAAGGGGGAGCACGGCCUUUUUGGGGUAAUUGGUGCAAACUGGAUUGCCAGCUGCAGGGCGCCCUGUGCCGGUGAGCUGCUGCCCCAGCAUCCCGUUUUCCUUUCGGCAGAGCGAGCAGUGCCGGCAGGGCAAGCAGGGCUCCCGGGCACCGCAGCGAUUCAGCAGGGGGAGGCCUGGGUGCCCCCACCCUGCGGGUGCCCGUGCAAAGGCUCGAGGCUGCCCGUCCCUCCCUCUGGCACGCACAGCAGAAUCUGCCCUUGCUCUUCAGGCUUUUGCACAGAACCACAGCCGCCUCAGGUUAAGCAGUUUACGUCUUGUCCUUCAAACCAACCUUUUUUAAGAAAACUUGAAUUUCUUUUGUCUUUACUACAGUUUUUAAAGUGAAAAAGAAAAAAAAAAUCUCCUGUGAAUGUGCUAUUUACCGCUCAUUCUCUCUUCUUUCUUGGUUUUGAUUUGAAGCUAUGAAGCUUGGUGUCUGUGGAAAUGUUGUUAUUUCUGUAUUUCUCAGGAUAAUAAGCGGCAAUCAUCCCUGCCACAUAAAGGGCAGGAGAAAGGGGGAAACUUGGGGAACUAGUUUAAGUAUGAAGCUAAUUUUUAAGUUGUAGAUGAUGUGUAAAUGGAGGGUAACGCAUCAGGCGUCAGUAUCAAGCUGCGGCAUUUCUCUGGGUUCGCAGUGUGUUCUUUGCAAUACACAGAAGCUCAGGGAUAAGUAUUUAAAAUGUGACCCAGAGAAACCCUAGUUUUGAUGUUGCAACGGUUGCUUCUUUCACGACUUGUUUGGAGGACACAUUGGAAGCUGAAUAAAGCUCCAUAUGGAGAUUUUGGGGGAAAAACUUCUGGUUUGGCUUGUGGGAAAUUUGCCUGCUAAAGCGUUGGCUGGGAACAGCAUCCCUGAGAUGCUUGUUGUGGUUUGGGCUGUAGCAAGGUCACGCUGUGGGGACCUGCGGCUCGCUUUGUCCUCCCAUGAGUUGGCAACUGGGCGUCCCCUCCACCAGAGUGGUUUGCAAAUACCUUAUCCUUCUACCUUUGGUGUUAAAUGUGUUUGAGUGCUCCUGGAAGAGGAGAAGAAGGUUUCUUCUCAGGAUGUUCCUACAGCCAGUCCCACUGUUCUCUACUCUGUGUUGCUUAUGAAUGAAAGCGUUUUAAUUUCCAGUCAGUGCAAAGUUCUCAUCGUGGGCUGGUAAGGUUGUAGGCUCAUUCAGACAGCUUGAGGGGGGUGCUGAGGUGUGAAACUAGUGCAGUUCCAGCUUCGAGGAGCA